Messenger RNA from Leptopilina boulardi, 612 nucleotides. RefSeq lists its product as uncharacterized. The transcript has a single exon. NCBI's taxonomy places the organism in Eukaryota, Metazoa, Arthropoda, Insecta, Hymenoptera, Figitidae. The record is from RefSeq and is a predicted model, not a curated record. Bases 1 to 612 code for a protein of 203 amino acids. Gene Ontology annotation, molecular function: protein dimerization activity.
AUGUGUCUCAAAAAUGCUCUUCAACGUGCUUUAGAUAAGCUCCUGAAACACUACCGUAAAUGCAACUGGAUAUACAGCUCAAUUAUGAUUCUUGAUCCAAGAUUUAAGUAUGAAACUUUUGAGAUGACAGAAUGGGAUCGCGAGAUGGCCGCAGAAUCGUUAAAAAAAUUUGAACAGAUUUUUAAAGAAAUAUAUACAUCACCAGAUUUGAGAUAUCAACAUACCGAACCAAAUGAAGCUAUGGACACAAAUGAUGAAUUCAAUUUAUUUUCACUUUUUGAGCAAAAAUCAUAUUCUGAAUCAGGAUGGCAACACGAAAUUUCGAGGUAUCUAAAAGAGCCAAGAGCUGAUAAGAAUACAGAUAUUGCGCAAUGGUGGAAGCAAAAUCAAAAUGUGUAUCCAAAUCUCAAUCGCAUGGCAAGGGACUUUUUUAGUAUUCAAGCAACUUCAGUACCAGCAGAACGUCUUUUCUCUAAAGCUGGACUCAUAAUAAGGAAAAAUCGUAAUCGCUUGAAUCAUGAGUCUGCUAGGAUCUGUAUUUGCCUCAAUUCCUGGACAUCUUGCAGUUUAAGUUCUGUUAUAAAAGAAAAAUUUGACCGCGCCGAAAAGUAA